AUGUCAUUUGGAAGUAAAGCAGCUCAAAGAUUAGCCAACAAAAUCAUCUUAAUUACCGGUGCCUCAUCAGGAAUUGGUGAAGCUACAGCCAAAGAAUUUGCUUCAGCUACCAAUGGUCAAGUAAAAUUGAUUUUAGCUGCUAGAAGGGUAGAUAAAUUGACCACUUUGAAAGAUGAUUUGAUCAAACAGUUCCCAAGUAUUAAAGUUCAUUCUUCAGCUUUAGAUGUUAGUGUCAAAAAGUCAAUUACAGAAUUUGUUUCAGGAUUACCAAAAGACUUCGCUGACAUUGAUGUUUUAGUCAAUAAUGCUGGUAAAGCUUUAGGUAGAAGUAAGGUGGGUGAGAUUGAUGAUGAAGAUAUCGAAGGUAUGAUUCAAACUAAUGUUGUUGGUUUGAUCAAUUUAACUAAUAACAUAUUACCAAUCUUCAAAAAGAAAAAUUCCGGUGAUAUUGUCAAUAUUGGUUCAAUUGCCGGUAGAGAUGCAUACCCUGGAGGAUCAGUUUAUUGUGCUUCUAAAGCAGCUGUUAAAUUCUUCUCUACUUCUUUAAGAAAAGAAUUGAUCAAUACUAAAAUAAGAGUUUUAGAAGUAGACCCUGGUCAAGUUGAAACUGAAUUUAGUAUUGUUAGAUUCCAUGGUGAUAAGUCUCAAGCUGAUAAAGUUUACGAAGAUAUGGAUCCUUUAUACGCUGAAGAUAUUGCUGAAGUUAUCGUUUUUGGAGUUUCAAGAAAACAAAAAACUGUCAUUGCUGAAACAUUAGUUUUCCCUACCCAUCAAGCUGGAUCAGGAGUUAUUCACAAGGGACCAUUAGAUGGUAAAUAG
This is a messenger RNA of Yamadazyma jaroonii, 819 nucleotides long. The record is from the annotation of a GenBank genome assembly. NCBI's taxonomy places the organism in Eukaryota, Fungi, Ascomycota, Pichiomycetes, Serinales, Debaryomycetaceae.